AUGUCGAAACGUGGUCCACAGUCGACGCUCAAUCAUUUAAACUGGAACGAAACCGAAGAACCGGAAGAGAUCGGCGAAUUCGCGAAGGCCAGUGACGAAGUGCUAAAGCAGCGAGUAAUAAAAAAAGCCCGCCGAGCCACACCAUCGACAGCAGCUGCCCCGUCCGUGUUCGGUGCAUUCAAAGGAUUCUCAUCGACACCGAUUACGAAAGGAGCCGACGAUAAGCCGGCUGGUAUCAAAACAUUUUCGUUUCUUGCUAACCUAGGUGCGGCAAAAACCAACGACAAUGGUACAGCCACGGUUUCUUCCAGCGGUAGCACGAGCGGAGAUUCGAAGCCAAUGUUUUCAUUUGGCUCCAAUGCUGGUGCAGCUGCAACUUCGGAUUCGAGCAAAAAGGUGUUCACUUUUGGAUCUCCGUCCAGUUUGAAGGCGGACAGUACUGAUGGCGCCAAAAGUCCAACGUCAAGCUUGGGCGUAUCGUCGUCCAAGGAAAGCGAUGCGGAUUCAAGCAACAAUCUUUUUAGCUUUGCCACCUCGACAGCAAAAUCAUCCGGAUCGACAUCAUUUGGCGGCUUUGGCUCGGGAGCGCCUAAACUAGAUUCAGCAGUACCGGACAAAAAAUUCACAUUCGGUUCCCCGGCCGCGGCAAAAGAUACGACGCCUGCUACUACAUUCCCGAUGGCAACGUUCGGAUCGAUUGCUGCUAAAUCGGAUACGAAGGAACCGGACACAAAUGCUUCGACGAUCGGUUCGCCAACAGCGGCUAAAGACACAACGAAAGGAAUGUUUUCCUUUGGAUCGAAUGCGGCAAAAUCUGAUGCAACGGAGCUGGGAAAAAAGACAUUCACGUUCGGUAGUCUACCAUCGCCCGCAUCUAAAGAUGCCACCACUGAAGCCCCAAAAAGUACGUUUACAUUCGGAUCGAGCGCAGUAAAAUCGGAUUCUUCUGACACGAUUCAAAAGAGCACUUCCUAUUUCGGAUCUCCAUCUACGGGCAAGGAUACGGCCAUAACGUCUCCAAAGGCCAUGUUUUCGUUUGGAUCUAAUGCACCGAAAGUGGACACUUCGGAUACGGAAAAGAAAACUUUCACCUUCGGAUCGUUUGCGGCAUCGAAGGAAAACGCAACUUCUCCGAAAGCAACGUUUUCGUUCGGAUCAUCUCAACCCAUCAAAAGCAGUGCGAGUGAUGCCGGCAGUAAAACCUUUGGAUCUCCACCUGCCAAACUUAACGCAACUGAUACCGAGAAAAAAACGUUCUCAUUCGGCGUUCCGGCAUCCUCGAAGGAAAAUGCCGGUGCGUUGGAUAAACCAGCAGUCAUAUUAGCGUCACCGAAGGUAAGCAGCGAUGAUGCGAUAAAGAAAAUGUUCAACUUUGCGCCGUCGGUUCCGGCAAAGGACGAUGCGGCGAAAAAAACGGUCUCCUUUGCGCCCCUUCCAGCGCCGAAACCGGCCACGGGUGCAGCGAAAACCUCCGGAACGGUCACCGACAAGGAUAAAUCAUUUCAACGAAGCGUCGUCACGCUGAACAAGUCGUUCGUGUCGUGGAUAACCAAAAAGGUUCAAGAAAACCCAUUCUGUAAGCUGCACGUCGUGUUUCGGGAUUAUGAAAAACUCUUCGCCAAAAUGGAGGCAGAAAAAUUAAACCCUACUAAGGCGAAUUCGUUGGAGAAAGUGUCUACGAAUAAAGGAAGCGAGCCCGCGAAGGAGCAGAACAAGCAACUAACGACGAGCGGCAAAGAGGCCAAAAAAGCAGAUGACGAAAAGCAAAGCUUUGGUUCUGUGGCGAAGGAAUCACCACCGAAGCCAGUCGCUUCGAUAGGUGCGGGAUUCACUUUCGGUGCUGCGAAACCAUUCUCCUUCGGUAAUCCCAUCGGGGGAUCUACCACAUCCCCGCAGAAUUCGAAAACGACUACUAACAACACCGGUGAUGUCUUCAGCGGAAGCUCAUCGACAGUGGCCACUUCCUCGCCUUCCUUCUUUUCCGGUGCGACUAUGUUCGGUAGCAAACCGGUCGGCACGACGACACCAUUGGGCGGGGGAUUUAUGUUCGGUAACGUGGUCAAACCUCCUGCACCGGACAGUAGUGUCGCUGGGGAUAAGCCCACCGGUGACGCUGACGCCGACGAAGACGAACCGCCGAAGGUGGAGUUUACGCCGGUGGAGGAAAAGGACAGUCUGUUCUCGAAACGCUGCAAACUGUUCGUCAAGGUAGACGGGUCGUACUCGGACCGUGGCGUAGGUACGGUACACAUCAAGCAGGUGGACAGCAAGGUGCAGGUGCUCGUGCGGGCUGACACGAACCUAGGCAACAUUCUACUCAACAUAAUCCUGAACGAAUCGGUGCCGCUUCAGCGCAUGGGCAAGAACAACGUGAUGAUGAUCUGCUUGCCAACGCCCGACUCAAAGCCGCCUCCAACGUCGGUGUUGCUGCGCGUGAAGACAGCCGAAGAGGCGGACGAGCUGCACGAAACGUUGCUUAAGUACAAACCGAAGUAGGACGCGCAGGAAGAUACGAGACGGCAGAACAGUGAACUUAUGAAAGUGGAGGAAAGUCUGGUUUAUUCAA
Messenger RNA from Anopheles nili, 2566 nucleotides. It is a transcript of the gene Nup50, whose product is annotated as nuclear pore complex protein Nup50. Gene Ontology annotation, cellular component: nuclear pore. The record is from RefSeq and is a predicted model, not a curated record. Lineage: Eukaryota; Metazoa; Arthropoda; Insecta; Diptera; Culicidae. Gene Ontology annotation, biological process: protein import into nucleus. The transcript has a single exon. The coding region runs from base 1 to 2496 and encodes 831 amino acids.